Branchiostoma belcheri (Belcher's lancelet) is the source of this 3409-nucleotide messenger RNA. RefSeq names its product alpha-N-acetylglucosaminidase-like. The record is from RefSeq and is a predicted model, not a curated record. The transcript has 23 exons. The coding region runs from base 110 to 2350 and encodes 746 amino acids. Lineage: Eukaryota; Metazoa; Chordata; Leptocardii; Amphioxiformes; Branchiostomatidae.
UAGUCCCGUGACAGUGUGAGCGGAAACCAAGACUUCGUCUGUUUUGUAGUUUUUUCCCGUCCCUAUGCUCUGAAAACAUCAUAACUAUAACGUAAGAACUCCAGAAAAGAUGACAUCCACUUUGCUCAGAUGUUGUGGAGUGAUCUUUCUUGUUCACCUGUGCCUCAGUAUUGCCAAAGAGUUCUCAACCUUAGCCCACAUCCGCACCAAAGUUGACGAUGCCACACAACAACAGACAGUGGAAGACAUGAUCUUCAGAACUGUUGGGGACAGGUUCAGUGGCUUCAGUGUCACAGUGGACUCUUCCUUUAUGCCUAUGGGUAAUGAAGCAUUCCAGCUGGAUACUGUUGGGGGUAAGAUAGUCAUCCGGGGUACAACAGGCGUCGCAGCUGCACACGGCUUCAACCACUACCUGAAGUACUACGCCAGGUGCCAGGUGUCCUGGACUGUCCAACAGGUGAACCUGCCAGGUGUCCUGCCACCUGUUAGCCCAGCUGUCACCAUAGCUACCGCCAACAGGUAUCGUUACUACCAGAACGUGUGUACAGUGAGUUACUCCUUUGUCUGGUGGGACUGGCCGCGCUGGGAGCGACAUCUGGACUGGAUGGCACUCAGCGGUAUCAACCUCCCUCUGGCCUUCAAUGGACAGGAGGCCAUCUGGCAGAGGGUCUACCUCAGUCUUGGCUUCACUCAGAAAGACCUGGAUGAGCAUUUUGGUGGCCCAGCAUUUCUGGCAUGGGCACGUAUGGGGAAUAUCCGAGGGUGGGGCGGCCCCCUGUCUCAGUCCUGGCACCAGAACCAGCUGGCACUACAGCACAGGAUCCUAGCCAGGAUGAGAAACUUCGGUAUGAUACCCGUCCUACCGGGCUUUGCUGGACACGUGCCGGCAGCUAUAACAAGACUCUAUCCCAAGGCAGCUGUAUCCAGACUUCAGUGGGGGAGGUUUACAGACCCAUACUGUUGCACAUACUUGCUUGAUCCUCAAGAUCCACUGUUUUCUCACAUAGGAGGGAUGUUUAUUUCUGAGAUGAUUAAAGAAUUCAAUGGGACCAACCACAUCUACAAUGCAGACACGUUUAAUGAGAUGCGGCCGAAAUCAAGUGACCCAGACUACCUUGCAAAAGCUGGUGCUGCAGUGUAUGCUGGGAUGUUAGCAGGAGACCCUCAAGCUAUAUGGCUGAUGCAGGGCUGGUUAUUUCAAGACAGAGAUUACUGGCAGCCAGCUCAGACCAAGGCUCUACUGCAUUCUGUUGCACAGGGUAAGAUGAUUGUGUUGGACUUGUUUGGUGAAGUUCAGCCUUUCUACAACACGACUGACUCCUUCUACGGUCAACCCUUCAUCUGGUGUAUGCUGCAUAACUUUGGGGGCAACCUGGGCAUGUAUGGAACAGUCAAGUCCGUUAACCAGGGCCCGUUUCUUGCGCAGAAGUACCUUGGCAGUACAAUGGUUGGAACAGGACUGACACCAGAAGGCAUCGACCAGAACUAUGUCAUGUAUGAACUCAUGAACGAAGUGGCAUGGAUGCCACAGCCUUUCCAAAUCUUGGAUAACUGGGCAUCUGACUAUGCGUGGUCACGGUAUGGGGUAAAGAACUCCAAUGUUUCAAAGGCGUGGCAGAUCCUUUUGAGGAGUGUGUACGACUGUGAAAACGGAUUCAAAGACCACUGUGACUCUGUUGUUGUGAAACGCCCUCAACUCCACAAAACACAAAGGUCCUGGUACAAACCAGAAGAUGUAUUUUCUGCAUGGGACCACUUUGUCAGCGCUUCUGAUGAUCUGGGUUUGAUAGAUUCGUUCAGAUAUGAUCUUGUGGACAUCACUCGACAAGCCUUACAAGAAUGGGCCUAUAUCUACUACCAAGACCUCAUGCAGACUUACACGUCUGGGGACCUUACCAAAUUCAGGGAUGCAGCUGAAAUGUUUCAACAAACACUUAGUGAUAUGGACAAGAUCUUGUCAACUCACCAGAACUUUCUUCUGGGUCGUUGGAUUGAAGAUGCAAAAGCAUUGGCCACGAAUGAUCAGGAAAGAUCACUUUACGAGUUUAAUGCCAGGAACCAGCUUACACUUUGGGGUCCAAAUGGAGAGAUUGUAGACUAUGCCAACAAACAAUGGUCUGGACUGGUCGCUGACUACUACUCGGAGCGGUGGUCACUCAUGACUAAAACUUUGACAACAGCCUUGAUGGAGGGAAAGAAGUUUAACCACACAGCCUUCCAGGAGGAUGUGUUCCAACAAGUGGAACAGCCUUUUACACUGGCAAACAAAACAUAUCCUUACUAUCCAACAGGCGACACCUUGCAAGUUGCAAAAGAAGUGCACCAAAAGUACAGACCAAGAAGUUCGUGACUGAUGCUGCCGACCAUUGUUUAGCUCAGUUUAGUUUAUUGAACUUCAUGGUGGUUUAGCCUGGGGAAAUAAAGCUUUUCCACCAGUAAUUGCUAUUGUAUGAACUUUAUGAUAUCUGCUGGCAGAACAUGAUUUGGAACAUUACACUUUUGCAUAUGUAGCAUUAUAUCAAGACUAUAGCCAUAUCUACUGUAAAAAUGUUAAUGAUUAUGUCUGUGCCAAAUUUAAGUUGCAACAGAUUGCAAUAAAGGGAUCCUCUGAGAUGCUAGCUGACCAAGCACCGUCAAUUUUCAUUUGAAAUGCGGCAAGACUGGAGUCAACCAAGUCAUGUCCACUCCACUAUACGGUUUACAUGUAUGUCAGCCCCUGUCACACAUACAUUGUAGCUGAAUCUAGGCUCCCAAGUAAUGCCGAACUUGCCCCAACCAUGCUUGGGAGUAGGUCGGAAGUAAGGUCGGCUGUGGUUGGCUGGUGUUCGGUGAGGUUGGCAACUGUUCAAAAUGUUUUACAUAGGUACGUGUUUUCGCAAACUUCUUAAGCCUUAAGAUUGAUUGUACAAUAUCUCCCCCACAAAUGAUCUAAACUUUAAACAAUCAUCUUACUUUAAGAAGCAAUCAUCUUUAUAUUUACAAGUUCGAGUAACUGUAAGCCCUGAGAUAAGCCAGGAACUGUGUUAUCUUUACAUAAUGCAUGUUUUUGUUUACAAACUUCAUAUUAAAUCAAACGUAUGGAGUCGUGUUUAUGAUAUUUCUGUGUAAUUCUUUAAUAACUUAUUACCUUUUUGCAAAGCCAUGCCUGAGGGAAAUUGCAAUCAAAACAAAAAGUGGUAUGCAAUAUGGGUAUAUGUAUCACUGAGACAAAAGAUAGUCUUAAAUACUGUAAGUUCAUUAAUUUUACUGGGAACUUUAUCCACAUAUUUUUCUUUGCCGCCCUGAAAUUGGAAUGGAUGCCUUUAACUCCCCCCUACUGAGUUAACCUUUUGGCACCCAAUUUUUAUUACUUACAGGGUACGACAGCAGCCUAAAGGUUAAGAAUUCUAGCUCUCCCUCUAGCUUGUUU